Oryza sativa Japonica Group (Japanese rice) is the source of this 1246-nucleotide messenger RNA. RefSeq lists its product as uncharacterized. The record is from RefSeq and is a predicted model, not a curated record. NCBI's taxonomy places the organism in Eukaryota, Viridiplantae, Streptophyta, Magnoliopsida, Poales, Poaceae.
CACACUUCCCUCAUCUCUCUCUCUCCCUCUCCCUCUCCUCCUCGGCGCGGCUCGGCGGCGCUCCCCUCGCCUGCGCGGCCGCGCAGCGGUAGGGCGGAGGCGCCGGCGGUGGCUCAGCCGACGGACACCGUGGGUUGGCCCUCUACGACGCCAUCAGCCCGGCUCACCAGCCUCCGCUGACCUCUACCGCUCCACAGACCACAGCAAGGCAGCAAGAGUGAUUGGCACUUUUCAAUGGCAUGUGCUUCAAAGACAAUCUCUAUUGGUUUUGCCAACAGUGGUCUAUAUGGAGAGGCAAGGCUACUGUCGCCAAGCUACAAAAACUACCCAAGGAGAUCCUCUUACAAAUUUAUCAAAGUUCGUGCAGUACAGGGAAAUGAUGGUCGUCGAAGGCUAGUUGAUAUAAUCCGAACCAUCCCUGAACUCUCUAGAAACUAUUUCAGAAGCCGGUCAAGGAGAGCUCUUUUUGGUGGUAUCUCACUUCUGGGAGGCUUUUAUGUGGCGCAGACAAUAUCUCUGUCUUUCGGAGCGUUGGGUGUGAACGAUGUCAUAGCAGCAGUUGUGUGUGUCCUGCUUACUGAAUACGUAACUAAGUUCUACUACAGCCGGCCUAAGGUUACCUUCCCAUUUGCUCUCCUCAACAACUUCAAGAUGGGUUUCACAUAUGGCCUGUUUAUUGAUGCCUUCAAGCUUGCUAGCUGACCUGCAAUUCUUCCUAUUGGUGCUUUGACAUGUUAUGUUCUUGAAUCUUGAAAAACAGCAAAGAUGGUGAAAAAAUAGCAUGCCCCCACGAUGUUAUUACUGAGACGAGGGAUCUAUAGUUCUGUGGCUUUCCUCAGCUUUGUUCUCCUAUGUGAAGGCAGGCUUGUUGCUGGUAUAGUUUUUGAGUUGGUGGAUAGAUUUUCAAAGAUUGGUCCACAUGUGGGUAUACUGUAGUGUGAUGAUAACAACUAUUUAUUUUGAGAUUCAGAUUACAUAUGAUUGAAGCCCGGUGUGUACAUAUGCAAAUUUCAAGCUAUCUGAUCUUGAUCAUCUCAAAAAGGCUGUCUAAUUUUUAAUGGAACUUGGUUCAGAUUUAAGUCCAUUUUGCUGGAAAGACUGUAGCCUUGUGUGAUUUUUUAUGCUAAUUUCCUCGACCCAGUAACUCGACCGAGUUACACCUAAAUGCACUAAGCUUCAUCUGUACUCUUUGAUUUCAUGUAUCGAAGAUGCAAAUAAUACAGUAGCACUUGAUCUGUCCUGUUAA